UUCAAGAUUCCUGUACAAACCUGGUCCCUUUACAAAAAGUGGUCUACAGAGCCCUGGAAGAACUGGAGAAGAGACUUGACAUGGUGGUUCUGGGUUUACUGUUCAGUGAUGAAAACAUGAAGGCAUACCCUGAUUUGGAACUCAUUCUCAAAAGCUUUGGAAAUGUCUCACAGAACACAUUCUGUUCCCAAAGAAGUGACAGAGGAGACCCGAACUCCCAGCUAAGUCUUGAACAAGGACCUGGUAACAGCUGUUCUCAAGGAAGCCUGCCCUGGUCACCCUCGGGUCCAUCCUCAUCUGAUGGUUGGAGAAUUAAUGAUAGAAGAAAUACCAACCACAUCCAGGAAAACCAAACUGAGGAUCAUCAAUCCUCCAGCCUCCAGAUUCACAAUGUUAGGAGUUUAUGUGAAAAUGGACUCUCAGAAGACCUCCUUGAAACAGUACAGAUUAACCCAUUGAGAAGAGACACCACUGGUGACAACACUGAUGAACUGGAAAGGGACCAAGCAACCCCAGAUGCUGAGCCAGAGGAUAUAAAGCAGGAAAAUUCAUCAUUUGUCUCGGGUCGUGAAGAGACUGAAGCAAGCACCAGCCACAAUCAGGCAUCUGAGGUCAUAGUCCUCAGCAGCGAGGAUUCUCAUGAUGGAAACAACCACUCGGGAGAAUCCACCCCAGUCAUCUGCCAGUCAAGUCCGAGAAAUCCCAGACAACACAAUGUGGACUUUAGCAGUCCUGAGCUUCCGGUGACCUGUGGUACUGCUAAGGGGAUUCUGCAUAAGAAGAAAUUUGAGCAAGGCAUCCAUAUUAAGAGUAUACGGAGUGAGACUGGAGGUUGGCUUACUCCCAUGAAGUUUGAAAUCAAAGGAGACCGUGGAGGUUCCAAGAACUGGAGGCAGAGCAUACGUUGCUGUGGAGAGCCCCUGAAAAAGCUGAUAGAGGAAGGAAAACUACCAAAUCCACCAAGGAAAAGGGGAAAGAAGCAAAACCCACCAAAUCCACGGCGGCGAACAAAGAAAAAGCCGGAUAUUUCAAAACAGUGUAAAGUGUGUGGCCAAGGACGGAGGUUGCACGAAUGUGCUAUGUGUAAAAAAUUCUAUCAUAAGAGAUGUCACAUCCCACCUGAGGAAGUCAAGAGUGGCCUGUGGAGUUGCAUCUUCUGCAAGACAAAGGAUCAGUUAAGUUACCAAGAAAAUCAAGCACGUCAUAAGGAAUCUGAGGUCCUGAGGAGGAAGAUGUUGCCUGAGGAGCAGCAGAAAUGUGAGCUGCUUCUCUUGACUAUCUACUGCCAUCCAAAAAGUAGAUUUUUUAUCUCCAAACCAAAGAAAAGGAAAGAGAACUUUCCAGACAUUCAGGAGCACAUGUGGUUGAACAAAAUCAAGUACAGGCUGAAUAGGAAGACAUACCUUUCGGUACAACAUUUCGUGAAGGACAUGCGUCUCAUCUUUUGGAACCACAGGAUAAUUUAUAACAACUGCAAGUUCAGCAAUCUUGGAGUUACAGUAAGAAGUCUAUUUGAGAAGACUUUCAAAAGAAUUUUUUCAAUCGAAGAAACAAGCAACUAACUCCAACCUUGUACCCACAGUGUUUUGUUAACAUAGGCCUUUCUAUUCUCUCCACUACCCAUGCUUCCAGCAGUCAACAGUACAACGUUCACUCUGCCCUUCUGUGUAAACACUGUGCCACACGACUGCUUCUGACUCUGUAUUGCCCUUCCUAUUCAAUUAUCUUCCUAGAUAAAAUUUAACAUUUGCAAUGUACAUCACAGUAGUGAAUUGUCAGGUGCUGAGGGAGCCCACUGAGAACAUGACUUUGGAAGCAGGAUUGUACCCCUUCCACAUUUUAAACCCAAGUAUGUUUGUCUCCAAAUGUCCACCAAAGCAUCUUUUCUAAGAAUGCCCUGGCCCCUCUAAUCCAGUGGCUGGACAGAGAAACCAGCAAAACAGGCCAAGAGUGGAAACACUCUCCGUAGGAACAGCUAGAAGGUGAACUAUUUCUAACAGAUAUUACACUCGUUUAUCCUGUUUAUUCUUCAACCUGGAAGCCUCACCAGAUGCUAACUCUGCUCUGCCCUGGAUUUCCGAGAGCUCUGGCACCCCCUCCCUCCACCUCUACAGGACUUCCCCAGUCAAUGCCCCGUGGAUAUUUUAAGCACAUAAUUAACAAUGUUUUGUUGUUUUUAUAUUUACUCUUUUACUUUGGCUUGUUACAUACUUAAUAAACACACUCAUUCAAAACUGAAA
Molecule: messenger RNA, 2240 nt
Organism: Cricetulus griseus (Chinese hamster)
Lineage: Eukaryota; Metazoa; Chordata; Mammalia; Rodentia; Cricetidae
Source: RefSeq, a predicted model, not a curated record